Molecule: messenger RNA, 1586 nt
Organism: Alnus glutinosa
Lineage: Eukaryota; Viridiplantae; Streptophyta; Magnoliopsida; Fagales; Betulaceae
Exons: 12
Coding region: 526-1335 (269 amino acids)
Biological process (GO): Golgi to plasma membrane transport
Source: RefSeq, a predicted model, not a curated record
CAUCGCUCUCUUUAUUUUGAACUCGAAACACCUCUCGCUGAGCGAGUCAAAACGACAUGGCCGAGCCUGACUCCCAGUCCGAGUCCGAAUCAUCGAGUUCUCUCGGCCCGAUUUUGGAUCUUCUCCUCUCGGUCGGUUACGUCGAGGCCCCAAAAACCGAUGUUUCGGCCUCCGAUAAGCUCUCCGGCGGCCUCGCCUGGUGCAUCUCCGCCGUCAACGACGUCGUUCGCGACGGAACCCUAACACGCCGGGAGGAAAUGCACUGAGGUUGAAAAGCGCAUUGAAGAAGGUCUAAGAUUGAUCGGUUGCCCUCACCUUCUUGAAGCUUCUCAAAUUGAAACCCUAGACUGCAAAGCCAUUUUCCCUGUUGUACAGUGGCUUGUUAAUCGUAUUCGGACUGUGCAAGAUCAUAGUGGCGAUGAUGAGGGAUGUGAGCUGACUUGAGGUGGAAUUGGACAAUGCAGGAACUUCGAUAAAGAUGUCGAUUGGCAAUUGGGUGAAUUGAAUCGACGAGAGCUAAAUGUUAUGAACAAACUCAAACUUUUACGAGAGACAAUAGAUAAGGAGGGCGCUAAUAUUGCCGUGCAGAAAUUGACAUCACUAAUGCAGUCGUUAAAGGUGUGCUGUCUUUCUGAUCUCUUUGUUCAGAAUCUGGAAAGGCAAGAAUCUGAGUUCCAGUCUAAUUGUAGUGUAAAACGGUCAGAACUGCAAACUGAUGUUAUUGAAUUGGAGGGAAGGAUAGCAAAUGGCUGUGAUAGCAAGAGUAUCUCUCAUAUUCUAAAUCAUUCCUUUAUCGAGUCACUGGAGAGACUGAAUUCAGCAAAAAAGGAACUUGCAGCUAGAUGUAGGCAAAUUCUAGCAGUAAAGCGGCAGCUCGAUGAUGUACCAUCCCAGUCGGAACUCAUCCAGUAUGAACGCCGAUUUUCUGAACUGUAUGUCCAUAUCCAGGAAAAACAUCGACAAACUCGUAAAUAUUAUGGCACCUAUAAUGCCCUUUUGCAGAUAAAAGAAUUGAUGCUGAAGGAAAUAUCGUUGUUGAAUUCAAUAAAUUCACAGUUCCAAGAUGCCAUUACUAGCACUGCUGGUCGCACGAAACUUAUUGAUUCCAUGGAGGGAAUUGUGAAGAGCAGUCAACAGAAACAAGGAAAGGUGCAACUUGGGCUUCAAGAAGAGCAGAAGGUUUGUGACGCGCUCAAACAGCGAUAUGCUGCAGCAGUUGCAGAGCAAAGACACUGCUACACGCUCUUAAAAGCUUUUCAGGAGCUGGUGAAAAGGUUAAGUCUACAGGAGGAAUGUGCAAAGAAUGAGAAGCUUCGGUGCCAAAGUUCUAUCUAGAAGCAUUACUUCCAAGUGUCAGCAUGCAAUUAAUUUGAAUGCUUACCUAUUGAAUCAAGAAAGAGGUCAAGUAAUUGGUAUUGCCACUUAAUCCUUUUCUUUCCUCUUCUUCUUUUUUCUUUUCUUUUUUUUUUCGGCGCUUUGUAGCUCUGUAAUUUUUCUUUUAUUUCUGAAGUUGUGGCUAUAUUAUUUAUUAUGGCAUAAUAUUUCUGCUGCUUAUUCCGAAAUAAAUAAAUUGCAAUAAACGAUAA